UUGGCAGCGGCGGUGUGCACCAAGGCUGGCAAGGCCAUCGUUUCACGACAGUUUGUCGAAAUGACGCGGACAAGAAUUGAAGGUCUUCUAGCUGCAUUCCCCAAACUGAUGAACACAGGGAAGCAGCAUACCUUUGUGGAAACAGACAGUGUCCGUUAUGUGUACCAGCCCCUGGAGAAGCUCUACAUGGUCCUUAUUACCACCAAGAACAGCAACAUCCUUGAGGACCUUGAGACACUCAGACUUUUCUCUCGCGUGAUCCCAGAAUACUGCCGGGUGCUGGAGGAGAGCGAAAUAUCAGAGCACUGUUUUGACCUGAUCUUUGCCUUUGAUGAGAUUGUGGCUUUAGGGUACAGAGAGAACGUCAACCUGGCUCAAAUCCGCACCUUCACAGAGAUGGACUCCCAUGAGGAGAAGGUUUUCCGUGCAGUUAGAGAGACUCAGGAAAGAGAGGCCAAGGCUGAAAUGAGGAGAAAGGCCAAAGAGCUGCAGCAGGCGAGAAGGGAUGCUGAACGUUCUGGCAAAAAGGGACCAGGUUUUGGUGGCUUUGGCAGUGGUGGCAUGAGCAGCAUCUCCUCAGGCUCUAUCAUCACGGAAACCAUCGUAGAACCUGAAAAGCCCAAGAUAACACCAGCUCCAGUCAGACCAAGUGGACCAAGUAAGGCCCUGAAGCUGGGUGCUAAAGGGAAAGAGGUGGACAACUUUGUUGAUAAAUUAAAGUCUGAAGGAGAAACUAUCAUGCCGUCCUCUGGGAAAAGAGGCUCAGAUGUUUCAAAAGCUCUACCAUCGCCAGUGAAUGUAGAGAGUGUACAUCUCCGUGUUGAGGAGAAGAUCUCGCUCACUUGUGGGCGUGAUGGUGGGCUGCAGAACAUGGAGGUUCUGGGCAUGGUGACGCUCCGAGUCACAGAUGACAAGAACGGACGCAUUCGCCUUGUUCUUGUAAAUAAUGACAGUAAAGGGCUACAACUACAAACGCAUCCCAAUGUGGACAAGAAGUUGUUCACCGCCGAUUCAGUGAUUGGCCUGAAGAACCCUGAGAAGUCCUUCCCUCUCAACAAUGAUGUUGGCGUCCUAAAAUGGAGACUACAGACCACAGACGAGUCACUUAUACCUUUAACCAUAAACUGUUGGCCUUCAGAAAGCGGCACUGGCUGUGACGUAAAUAUCGAAUACGAGCUGCAAGAGGAGAGCCUGGAACUCAACGACGUCGUCAUUACCAUACCAGUGCCGUCUGGUGUGGGUGCUCCUGUUAUUGGAGAUCUGGAUGGAGAGUACAAACACGACAGUAGGCGAAAUGUCCUGGAGUGGUGCCUACCUGUCAUUGAUGCCAACAACAAGACUGGCAGCCUGGAGUUCAGCAUUAGCGGGCAGCCCAAUGACUUCUUCCCCGUUAAUGUGUCCUUUGUGUCCAAACGCAACUAUUGCGACAUUCAGGUUGCCAAAGUGACCCACGUUGAUGGAGACAGCUCUGUUAGAUUCUCUUUGGAGACCUCCUUUGUUGUUGACAAAUAUGAAAUCCUGUAA
Molecule: messenger RNA, 1524 nt
Organism: Nerophis lumbriciformis (worm pipefish)
Lineage: Eukaryota; Metazoa; Chordata; Actinopteri; Syngnathiformes; Syngnathidae
Source: RefSeq, a predicted model, not a curated record